Beta vulgaris subsp. vulgaris (sugar beet) is the source of this 1433-nucleotide messenger RNA. Its product is annotated as glutathione transferase GST 23. The record is from RefSeq and is a predicted model, not a curated record. NCBI's taxonomy places the organism in Eukaryota, Viridiplantae, Streptophyta, Magnoliopsida, Caryophyllales, Amaranthaceae. Gene Ontology annotation, cellular component: cytoplasm. The transcript is spliced from 2 exons. The coding region runs from base 517 to 1191 and encodes 224 amino acids. Gene Ontology annotation, biological process: glutathione metabolic process. Gene Ontology annotation, molecular function: glutathione transferase activity.
AAACCAACUGAAAAAAAAAGAAGACUAACUGAAAACAAAAUGAUCGAAGACUACCUGAAAAAAAAUGAAGACAACCUGAAAAAAAAAUUAAGACUACCUGAAAAAAAUUAAGACUAACUGAAAAAAAUUGGAACCACCUGAAAGUCGUCCGACCAAAGAUUAUGGUCGGACGAGUCCGACACAAUACGUUCUCUAAAAAAAAAGGUAAUCAACAAUGUGUUUCUUCACAUAUUUGUCUUCACAAAAUAAAAAUAAAAAAAAAAGAAAGCUUUAAUUUUUCCAACAGUCAAUGAUCUUGUUAAUACUUAUUACAAAGUAAUUUCAAAGUCUUACUAAAUUUAAGAUUCAAAAGAGCUAAAGUUAAAUAUUAAUAGAGCACCUUCCUAGUUGUUUCCCUCGAAAAUAACCUCUAGUAACAAAACCCAUAUCCCCAAUCAUCAUCAUUACUCUAUAAAUACACCCCUUUUCAAUUUUCAAAUUACAUGAUCCGAAAGCCCAUUUUUUUCAAGAAAAACCAUGGAAAACGUGAAGCUAUUUGGAGUUUGGUCGAGCCCAUUUUGCAGCAAAGUGAUUUGGGCACUAGAAUUGAAAAGCAUAAAAUAUGAAUAUAUCGAAGAAGAUCUUACAAACAAAAGUUCAUUACUUUUAGAUUAUAAUCCAGUUCACAAAAAAGUGCCAGUGUUGGUCCAUAAUGGUAAUCCAAUUUGUGAGUCGUUGAUCAUCCUUGAAUAUCUUGAGGAGAUGUGGCCUAAUCAGCUUCCAUUAUUACCAAAAGAUCCCUAUCAAAGAGCAGUUGUCAGAUUCUGGGCUAAAUUUGCUGAAGAGAAGGGCAUAGCAAUUUGGAUACUUUUUCGAGCCACGGGGAUGGAUGACCAAGCCAAAGCUGGAAAAGACUGCUUAGAUAUGCUAACAACUCUAGAAGAGUAUGACCUAGAAAAAAGUUCAUUUUUUGGAGGUGAAAGCAUUGGAAUAGCCGACCUAGCAGUUGGGAGUGUAAUAUACUGGUUGGAAGUUGUUGAGCUUACAAUGGAAGUCAAAUUCUUUGAAGCCAGUAAUUUUCCCAAGUUGUAUAAAUGGUUCAACAACUUUAAGGAAAUUCCAAAAAUCAAGAGCAACCUUCCUGAUCAACACCAAAUGUUGUUAUACUUCAAAAAGCUGAGAGCGAAACUGACAGAAGCUACAUAUUUGUGAAAACAAUAAACGUGUUUAAUAAAUGGCUAGUUUGAUAUGUUGUUUUUAUUAGCCUUUUUUAGCAGCUAUAUUUUGAUAAUUACUUAUUUGGAUGUAAUGUGGAAUAGUGGAUGCUAAGUAGUGAUGAUACCUUUCAAGUUAUAAUAAAAAACUAGAAUGCAAUCCUAUCUACAUUAAUCGUUGUAUUUUGAGCUCGGAAAAUUCGGGGUAUUACAAUCAGUCUGGGUUUCAAUUUUUUUUUU